UCCGCGCCGGCCUCAAGAUGGCCGCCUCGUGGCGUCUCUGGUGCUGUUGAAUGGAGAAAUCUUUAUUGUUCCCUUCGGGCAGGAGUGUUCGUGUUCUCUAUGGCGCUGUCAAUAAAGAACGGCAGUUUGAAUCGGUGCUGAACAGGGAGGCAGUGGAGUUCUCAGCACCUCGGAGCCAGACUGCCUGAGCUUGGACCCUGACUCUGCCACACGCAAGGCGUGUGACCCUGGGAUCUAGUGCUGAUCCUCAGAGCAGGUUCUGGAAAGAGAGAAGAGAAGUCCUGGGGCAGAGCUGGCGUGAUGGAGCUCCCCAACUACAGCCGGCAGCUGCUGCAGCAGCUCUACACGCUGUGCAAGGAGCAGCAGUUCUGUGACUGCACCAUUUCCAUCGGCACCAUUUACUUCCGGGCCCACAAACUCGUCCUGGCCGCCGCCAGCCUCCUGUUCAAAACCCUGCUGGACAACACCGACACCAUCUCCAUCGACGCGUCUGUGGUGAGCCCUGAGGAGUUCGCCCUGCUGUUGGAGAUGGUAUACACCGGCAGGCUGCCCGUGGGCAAACACAACUUCUCCAAGAUCAUCUCCUUAGCCGACAGCCUCCAGAUGUUCGACGUGGCUGUCAGUUGCAAGACUCUCCUGACCAGCCUGGUGAACUGCUCCGUGCAGGGUCAGGUGGUGAGGGAUGUCUCUGCACCACCCUCUGAGUCACUCAAGGAGGGGCCGGAGAAGCCGGAAGUAAAAAUCCUUUCCUCCCAGGGGGCGGGAGAGCUUCACUCUUCCCCAGAGGGUUCUGGGAAAGUCGGGACCCAGGAAGCCAUCCACGUGGACGCACAAGAGAUGAGUGUGGAUCCUCCCCCUGCCCAGGAGGUGCAAGGUGGUGCAGACGCCCCAGGGGAACCUCCUCAUACCGCUGCAGUGAGUUCUCCCUCCCCUGUCGCACAAGCCUUUGGGGAGGCAAAGGCGGCCGGUGCAGAGCCAGAGGAAGAGAGGAAAUACCAGCUGAAUUUUCUUCUAGAAAAUGAAAGUAUCUUCUCAGAUGCACUCUUGGUUACCCAGGAUGUUUUAACAAAACUAGAGGAGUGUUCAGAAAUUAAAGGUGUACAGAAGGAGACCAUAAUGGGAUGUCUUACGGGUGAAGAAGGACGUUUAGCAUUCCAGAGAAUCCUGGACAAAGUGAGAGAUGAGAGCCUCAAUGUUCAGUCCGUCGUGUCCCUUUUGCAGCGGUACCAAGAUUCCAACCCUGCCGUAAAGGCAGCGCUGUUAGGCAGAAAGCCGGAAGAUGGGGACGUGGUGCGGCCGAAAGCUCUUUCUCCCCCAGGGAGCACAGAGGAGGGAAGGACCUUGUCCGCUCUGUUGCUGGAGCACAAAGAGGACCUGAUCCAGUGUGUGACACAGCUGAGACCUAUUAUGGAGUUCCUGGAAACAGCCAAGGAGGAAUUCCUGACCGGCACCGAGAAAAGGGUGAUUCUGAAUUGCUGUGAGGGCGGAACACCCAAGGAGACAAUAGAAAAUUUGUUGAACAGAAUGUCUAAGGAGAGGAGCCUGACUGCUGAGAGUUUGGUAAAACUGCUCCAGGCUGUGAAGAUGAUGUUCCCGAACUUGGCCCUUCUGCUGGAGAAUUUGCAGAAACUAGCCACUUUGCCGAACACCACAGUCCAGGCGAGCCCUGAUGAUUACGGGACUGAGCUGCUGAGGCGGUACCACGAAAACCUCUCUGAGAUUUUCACAGACAACCAGGUGUUACUAAAAAUGAUCCCACACGUGAAGAGUUUAGCCCCUGGAGAAAGAGAGGUCAUGGAGAAGCUUGUGAAACGUGACUCUGGUUCGGGUGGUUUCACUUCUCUGAUGUCGGCAGUUCUGGAAAAGCAGGCUCUCUCUGCAACAGCCGUGUGGCAGCUGCUGAUGAUGGUCCAGGAGACAAAGACCUGCCCGCUGAGCCGGCUCAUGGAGGAAAUACGAAGGGAGCCUGGUGCCGACGCAUUCUUCCGGGCAGUGACCACCCCGGAAAGUGCUGCCCUCGAAAUCAUCCUGAGGCAUCACAGAUUGAUCCUGGAGGCCGUCCAGCACAGGCGGGAAGACGGGGGCUUUACCUCCGAGGAGGAGCGCCUGGCGGAGACGGUGAAGGAGAUGCUGGGCGUUUCCUCCGAGCCAGCCAGCCCCAGAGCAUCCGCGAGAGCAGCGCCGAGCAGAGCCAUGGGGAAGUCCGCCUCAGCCUGGGAACUGUGUCAGCUCCUCUGCAGCGCCCGCAGGUCCUGCCCAGGUCUGCAGCCUGUCGUGCAGGAGCUGGCAAGCGCUGGUUUCCUUACUCAGGAAAAUGGAGGGGAGGAAACGUGGAAGGUGAGUAAUAAAUUUCACCUUGAAACUAAUGACAAAGCAGAUGAACAGGCAGCUGAGCCAGGUGAAGAAGACUGCCAGUCCGGGAAACAGAACGACCAAGGAGAGACUGGUUCCUUGGCGGAACAGCAGGAGAAAGGCACUUCUUCCUCCCCAGACUCUGCCAAGAAGAGCUUCAUCUGCAAGGCCUGUGACAAAAGCUUCCACUUCUACUGCCGCCUGAAGGUGCACAUGAAGCGCUGCCGGGCGGCCAAGAGCAAACAGGUGCAGUGUAAGGAGUGCAGCGAGACCAAGGACUCGAAGCGGGAGCUGGAGAAGCAUCAGCUGGAGGCUCACGGUGCAGGCGGAGAGCCUGACGUCCCCAAGAAGAAGAAGAAGAGGCUUCCGGUGACGUGUGACCUCUGCGGAAGAGAGUUUGCUCAUGCCUCAGGCAUGCAGUACCACAAACUGACCGAGCACUUUGACGAAAAGCCUUUCUCCUGUGAAGAGUGCGGGGCCAAGUUUGCGGCCAACUCCACACUGAAGAACCACCUCCGCCUUCACACGGGGGACCGCCCGUUCAUGUGCAAGCACUGCCUCAUGACCUUCACGCAGGCCUCGGCCCUAGCCUACCACACCAAGAAGAAGCACUCAGAAGGAAAGAUGUACGCGUGUCAGUACUGUGAUGCGGUGUUUGCCCAGUCCAUCGAGCUGUCCCGCCACGUGCGGACCCACACCGGGGACAAGCCAUACGUCUGCAGGGACUGUGGCAAGGGCUUCCGACAAGCCAACGGGCUCUCCAUCCACCUGCACACAUUUCACAACAUAGAAGAUCCCUACGACUGCAAGAAGUGCAGGAUGAGCUUCCCCACGCUGCAGGAUCACCGCAAGCACAUCCACGAGGUGCACUCCAAGGAGUACCACCCCUGCCCCACGUGUGGGAAGAUCUUCAGCGCCCCUUCCAUGCUGGAGCGGCACAUGGUGACCCACGUCGGCGGGAAGCCCUUCAGCUGCGGGAUCUGCAACAAGGCCUACCAGCAAUUGUCCGGUUUGUGGUACCACAAUCGGACCCACCACCCUGAUGUGUUUGCCGCUCAGAAUCAUCGAUCUUCUAAGUUCUCGUCACUUCAGUGCAGCUCGUGUGACAAAACCUUUCCCAACACCGUGGAACACAAGAAGCACAUCAAAACAGAACAUGCAGACAUGAAGUUCCAUGAGUGUGACCAGUGUAAGGAGCUCUUCCCCACGCCAGCUUUGCUUCAAGUUCACAUCAAGUGCCAGCAUUCAGGGUCACAGCCAUUCAGGUGCUUGUACUGUGCGGCCACUUUCCGCUUCCCCGGAGCCCUGCAGCACCACGUCACCACGGAGCACUUCAAGCAGUCGGAGAGCACCUUCCCCUGCGAGCUCUGCGGGGAGCUCUUCACCUCCCAGGCCCAGCUGGAGGGUCACUUGGAAUCCGAACACCCAAAGGUGAUGGGGCCCGAAACCCAAGCAGCAACCUCGCAGGUGGUGCAGGUGAUCCAAACCCCAGAGCCACCGGUGGCUGCAACUGAGCAGGUGAUCACUUUGGAAGAGACCCAGCUUGCUGGCUCACAGGUGUUUGUGGCGCUGCCAGAUUCCCAGACAUCGCAGGCCAGCUCGGAGCUUGUGGCGGUGACCGUGGAGGAUCUGCUGGACGGCACUGUGACCCUGAUCUGCGGGGAGGCCAAGUGAGUGGCUGCUUAUCCAGUGACGGGUCCUGCCUUUGCAGCAGAGAGAAAGCUCCAUGGCUUGCCCUUUGCCCUCUACCCCUGGCUGUCCUGGAUGGUGAGCAUCUUAGCCUACCAGCAACCAAACUAGUCUCACUUGUUAAACAGACGGAAGACGUACACUUGUCCUCAUGGAACCCCCAGUGUCUGAGUCAUCGGUGCUGACUCAGCUGCUCUCCGUAGCAGGCAGGCCGACCUCCUCGCAGGCCUGCCGUGGCCUCUGUGACACUGUCAUGUGUAAGUGGAGGACAGCUUCUGAAACAGAGUCUGGAAGAGCUGUGGGUCACCAGUGAGGUGCAGUGUGCCAGCAGCCAUCUGUGCAGAACCGAAGAUGUGGGCCUGGGGCUGUGGCCCACACAGUAGGGCUGCAUGUCAGUGCCUCUUAAAAUUGAAGGAAAAGCACCCACAGGCUAUCCAGGGACCGCCCCCCCCCCCGGUCUUGAGCACACUAGGCCCUUUCCUCACUCCUCGCACCCUCCCAGCAUGGGCUGCCCAGCCCCUGUUGUGGCGGUAAUGGGACAGGUAGCAGCAUGUCACCGCAGGGAUGCUCGUUUACCUGGGGAGUCCCACCUAAUCGGAGCGUUCCUGCUGGGCACAUCCUCUCCGAGGCCAUCUGGGAUGUUCUUCACAGUGUUCUGUGCCUGAAGGCCAGUUCCUGGGGCCUUUCCACACUGUCCUCACCCACUUCCCACUCAACCCCUGCAACUCCUGCCCGACCUGGAGGCCUUGCUCCUCCCGCCGGUGCAGGUAAGGAGCCGAGGAGCUAGCGCCAGGUGGAGUGGUGCCUGUGACCGCCCUUGGCUCUGCCUCCUGCCACCGUCUUCCGUGCUGUGCGAGGGGCCUGCUGUCUGCGCUCUUCCUGGCUGCCACUGCUGCCGCAGGUCAGUGAUCCUUUGGAGUCUGAAUUUCACAAAGCCCUUUUAUCUUCAGUUCCUAACAUAUAAUCUGAUAAUUAAUGGUUUGUGGAAUCCAUUAUGAAGUGCAAUUAGAUGGAUGUAGGUUCCCACCGUUCGGAGGGAAUGACUAGCAUUUAUCUUCGUCUCCUCCACGCCAGAAGGUGGGAGUCUGCUUGUGCAGCGCGUACGCUCAGGCAGGGCACCCGGCCACAGCGGGCCUGACCCCUGCGGAGGGUGGUGCCCAUGUUGACACCAGCGCUCCCGCUGUAGCUGGCCAGAGCCUAGCCCAGCCCUUCUUUCCAAGCACAUGUCACAUCACCGGGGGCAAGCAGGGGUAAAAGGUCGAUUCUGGGUCAUGGCAGGGACUGUUCCUGGCACUGCUGGAAAGGCAGAAGGCGGGUCCUCACCACUGUCCAGCGUGUUCCCGGGCUGCCCAGCGGGCUGCGUGCAGGCAGCGGGUCCAGCCUGGGCCCACUCACCCACGAGGCCCCUACCUCUAGAGUGCCCUCGUUUUAAUAUGCAAAUCGCUUGAGCUUGUCAGCCCAGGGAUCUUUAUUUUUGAAGUAAAUGAAGUUUUCAAAGGUAAGUCAGCCUCAAAAGCCAAAACCUGACCAGAAGAUGGUGCUCAAACCUUUAAGACUUUGCCGCUACUGGAAGCCCUCACUGCUUCGGCCAAGCCGUCUCUCUCCCUAAGGUUUCCAGUUCUGUGAGCUCUCAGACCCGGAGAGCUCUUGAUCUGCGAGGCACCGCAGCACUGACUCUCCCCUUGACCCAGAUAAAGCCCACCGGAGGGGAGUGGACUGGCCUGAGCCUCCCGCGGACGAGACAGCAGCUGCUCAGUGGCUGGGAACUGCAGCGCCGUCACCACCUCUUCCAGCCAAGACACAGACACAUGAAACAGUCGUUGCUGAGGCCAGAAGAGAAAGCGAUGUUUCUUUUUAAAAAGUCUUCUGAAUAAAGGAAGCUAUGUGAUUUAAAGCCAAGUUCCAGGUCCUUAGACACACUGAGAAACCCUUUCCCAGUGUCUGACGGGCCCGGCCUGGGACAGGACACGAGCUUCCUCCAGAAUCCCCAGAGCAGAGGUCACCGUGCUGGGCGCAGGCGCGGAAGUUGGAUGUACUGCUGGCAGACUCCCUCGAGGCCCACACGGCAGGAUGCACGAACCCCAUGCUCCAUCUGCUCGGGAGAGGAAAGGCCAUCCCGAACUCAGUCUUUGCUCUGAGUGUACCUUUGCAAGACUCUGCAUGGCACUGAUUUUCCAGUGUCACUCCCUGGAGACACCCAAGUGUGAAUUUUACCGUAGAAAAACUUUUUCUAGCUCUACUUAGCCAUCUUAUUCUUUUCCCCCACUUCUGCCCAGGAGACCUUUGGAACUGCCGUUGUUACCGUGCGCUCAGUCCACAUCACCUACGUACUUUGUGGCAGUGGUGUUCGCGUUGCCUCAUCGCCUUGGGUGCUGCCCUGCGGGCUCCCUGCUGAACCGGGGGCCUUCGAGGAGGUGUGGGGGCGUCUGUGGCUCCCAGAGCUCAUGAAGCAGCUGGUGAAGAGGGAAAGGCAGGCAGACUCCCGGCCGGAGUCGAGUUUGGUGGGAAUGGUGGGAACACUCAAAGAAGUGGGACUCACCCAGGCAAGUGAGACAGCGCGUAGAUGACCCAAGAGCAAGUAUGUGAGCAGAACCUGGGGCCACAGGGGCAGCAAAGGGGCAGCGACACAGGUGUCCACUCGCUGAUCUCAGAAAGUCCACCUGCUCUGUCUCAGAAGCUUUGUGUUUGGAAAAGUUGAGACCAGGGCCUACCCGUUGCGAAUCCUGGGUUCCCCAGUGAUCCCAGUCCUCUCUGAGAAAGUGUCGGGACUCCCCUGCCUACUGACCAUGGAGCACACCCCAGGAAUAAGCUCCCACAGUCGGUCCAGAGAGGCGAGUGGGAGACAAGGGCCCUGCCCUCUGCCCCUGAUCCAAUCAGGAACGCUCCUAGGACUGAGGAGAUGAGGUGGGUCUGGAUAGCUGCUCUCUCACGCCAGGUAAUGGUCUGGUCAGCACGGGCUGAUGGCAUAUUGAUGAGAUCAGAGGGGUGUGCCUUGAAAUCUUCUGUGCUUGAGGCCAAUGAGCUGACUAAGGGAUAGAAGUCACCUGACAUUGUGGUGUCUCUGUUCAACUGGGGCUAGAAAGGUGGACGGUGGUGGAGAAGGUGCUGGCACAUUUUAAUCUGUCCUCCCGAAGAAAACUCAGCAGCUUGUCCCUGCUCUCUUGGCCCAGUAUAUCCCAGGGACACUUGGGAGAUGGGGGGAAAGGAGUAGGAGGGCAGCUGAUUGUUGUCAUGUUGCCAUGGAAAACCGGGGCUGGUAGGACUUGGGCCGGAAGCUCAGCGCACAGCCAGGACGCAGAGACUCGCCACGCCUGCGAGUCAGCCUGUGCAGAAGAGGAGCUGUCUGUGCUUUGGGGAUUAUGUGUCGAGAGAGAAGGGUCCCCUGGGCUCGUUGAAUUUAGACCGCUUCCGAGUCACAGAAAUGUUUAUCGUUUCCCCUGCCAGGGCCAGCCCCACCCACUACCACCCGUGGUCCGGACAGCUAACCAGCACAGGAUGCUGGGUACAUUGGAUUACACACCCUUAUUUGUGCUCACCUUGCACUAUUCCAUGUAAAUAAAACAUGUACUUUGAAAAACA
Messenger RNA from Artibeus jamaicensis (Jamaican fruit-eating bat), 7620 nucleotides. It is a transcript of the gene ZBTB40, whose product is annotated as zinc finger and BTB domain containing 40. Bases 301 to 4026 code for a protein of 1241 amino acids. The transcript is spliced from 19 exons. Gene Ontology annotation, molecular function: DNA-binding transcription factor activity, RNA polymerase II-specific; protein binding; RNA polymerase II cis-regulatory region sequence-specific DNA binding. Lineage: Eukaryota; Metazoa; Chordata; Mammalia; Chiroptera; Phyllostomidae. The record is from RefSeq and is a predicted model, not a curated record. Gene Ontology annotation, cellular component: nucleus. Gene Ontology annotation, biological process: regulation of transcription by RNA polymerase II.